AUGGAUGGAAUGAAUAUCGAUGAGUCCGUCGUGUUCGCUUCGCAACCUCGCCACACAGCCCCUCCUCUUCCAAUUAGCGUAAUCGACCCUAGAAUCUAUGGGGGAACCGUCUCAGAGCCGACGGCUCCUAUGGAUGAAGGCCAAGACGACGAAGUGGCGAGCAACCUCUCGAUCGACUCAGAUGCCCGCGAGCUACGUGCUGAAGUCGAGCGUUUCGACGCGCAGCAAGAAGCCUUUGUCGCCCGUCAGCGUGCCGAAGCUGCUGGUAUUCCAUAUCAGCCACCUACUCCUAAAAAGGCUGGGGCAGCUGCUCGAAAGAAAAGAAGAACGGGGCCCAGGAAACCAGCCAAACUUCCUCCGGAGAUUCAAUUUCGCAUGUCUUUGGCCAACGAGGCCUUCCAGCAAGGGGAUUACGAAGGCACAAUUGCCCAGUUGAGCGAGAUCAUUCGGAUCAACAGCGAGGUCUUCAAUGCGUGGAUGUUGCUGUCGACAGUGCAUGAACAGCUUGGGAAUCGGGAACAGGCCAUCUGGUGUCGCAUCUCUGCUGCUCAUUUGACUCCUCGCGAUGUGCAGCAAUGGAUCAGCACGGCUGAAUACGCGCUAGAAUCCAUAGACGAGUUGGAAGAUGGCACUCCUGAGAAGGACGAGGUACUCCAGCGGGCGUACGCAUGCUAUACUCAAGCACUGGAGACAGAUCGGUCCAAUAUUGUCGCCCGUACUGGCCGCGCGGAUGUUAUUAUGAUGAUGGGUAAUGCCAGUAAAGCAUUGAUUGAGUACCAAAAGGCCUUGAACUACAAACCAUGGAAUAUUCGCACGGUCCGCAACAUUGCCGAUGUCGCCCUUGACGUCAAGGACCCCCGAAAAAGCGCAGAGGUUGCGAAGGGCGCUUAUCGAAGGUUAAUCGAUCACUUGAAAGCCAUCGGGACGUAUGAAGCCGAAGAAGGUCGCUUCGAGUGGUCCGACUUGCGCAUCUACCUCGAGUUUUUCAACAUCCUUGAGCAAUGGCAGGAGGCGGCAAGGGAGCUCAAAGAGAUUGCUCGUUGGCUGCUUGGUCGUCAAGCUGAGACGUUCUGGGAACAGUUCGUUGAUGACGACAGGGAGUUUGACGUUCACGACGACAGACGCAUCCACGUGCCUGAGUUUGUUCCGACUCAAUACCCCCAGGAGGCCUAUGGCAUGGGACUACCAACCGACCUGCGCGCGAAGCUGUAUGUCUACCGCUGUAAGCUGGGCCUUGAGUACGAGGCGGAUUUGCAUCUCCAGUUGCUGGACCCAACAAGGCAAGAGGACUUCAUGGCAUUCCCUGACUGCCUCAAGGACAUUGCUACUGCGUUACUGGAUGCUGGUAGAGCGUCAGAGGCGGUUAGGUACCUGGACCUCUACAAGAGUAUUUCUACCACUAUCAAUGGACCAGAAAAUUCCUUGGAUGCCGACUUUCUCGUCUGUCAGGGCCGCUGCCACAUGGCAUUCGGGGACAAGGCAGCGGCUGAAGAAUGCUUCAUUGCUGCGAUCGAGGAAGAUGAAGACCACAUUGAGGCUCGUGUGCAGCUAGCCAACAUGUAUGAGGGAGAAGAGCAAGAGGGCCGUGAAGAAGCCUUCCUCCUUGUCAGAGAGGCCAUCAACCUGGAAGCAAAACGAGGAGAUCCUGGAGCUCGCAGACGACGUAAUCCGUACAGUUCAAGGAAACCCGGAACUGGGCCCAGAAGACCAAGAAAACCACGAGACCCUAAUCGCAAGUCCAAGUACGUGCCGCGGCGUCUUAUCAAUGCUGAGAAGCGGCGUGAACAGGAUGCGAAGAUGGCAGCCGAAGCGGCCAAGAAUUUCCAGAUUCUACGGGAGCUACAGGACAGAGCGAUUGCAGGCGACGAAGAGGCCAAGGCGGGCUGGAUGCGCGCGGCCAAGGAACUGGUUGACGACUUCCGCUCGCACAAGCAGUUCUACCCCUGGGAGAAGUACAUCCGUUACUUGGGAUACAAUACAGUUGUACAUGGUCAAGCAGCAGUGCCGAUGCGGAACAUGAAGUUGGCGGCCAUGGAGGAGCGUCUGCGUCAGGGACUUGCGCCUCCUGAAGGCCAGGAGGGACAGCCAACCAGGGUGCCGGUCCGGUUCCCCCCGGAGCAUCGGGGCGUCUCGUUCGACGUUUGGCUGGACGUCUUCCUCAACUAUGCCUUUGCACUGGUGCGGUCAGGUCAUCAUCGAGAUGCGUAUGUGGUCUGCCAUGCAGCGCGCGACUCGAUUGUGUGGACGUCGACGGAGUCGACUUUCUUGAUUCACGUUGCGUGGGCAUCGUGCGCUGUGUACGCCGGCGACGAAGAAACCUGUGUUGCCAUCGCAAGAUACUUCAUGCGUGACUACAUGCCAGGAACAGACUCAUAUCGCAUGUUCUCAGCUAUGUGUCGGGUCUGCCAAACUCCGGUAUCAUGGUACACUUCGGGCCCGGCACAAAAGUUCAUCCUGCGGCAGAUCAAAACUAUGGACAGCAUCGUCAUGAAGAAGCAAGAAGAGAAUGAUGCCGCCAAAGACAUAUCACUUGACGUUGCCCUCCUCACCAUCUACGGCCACAUUCUCUUCACCACGACCUCCUACACAUACGCACUGUCCUACUUCGCUCGCGCGGCUUCUCUCGACCCGCACAACUGCCUCAUCAAUCUCAGCACCGGCCUAGCCUACGUACACUACGCCCUCAAGCGUCAGGCCACCAAUCGGCAAUACCUCCUAACUCAAGGCUUCGCCUUUCUCUUCCGGUACUACCGCGACCGGUUGCGUGACGGCAAGGCCACGGUCGCCGAGCGACAGGAGGCACACUUCAACAUCGCGCGAGCAUACUCGUUGAUUGGGUUGGCUAACCUUGCUGUACAGUACUAUCGAAAGGUGUUGGAAGAGGAGGAUGCAGCAGGGAAGAAUGGGGAAGGGGGAGGGGCAAUGGGGAACGAGGAUCUCAAGGUUGAAGCGGCGUACAAUGUGAGGAGUUUGUGUUACUUGCUGGGUGAUGUGGAGGGAGCAAGGAGAGUUACGAGGGAUUGGUUGGUUCUGGAGUGA
Thermochaetoides thermophila DSM 1495 is the source of this 3039-nucleotide messenger RNA. RefSeq lists its product as uncharacterized. Gene Ontology annotation, cellular component: transcription factor TFIIIC complex. The record is from RefSeq and is a predicted model, not a curated record. Gene Ontology annotation, molecular function: protein binding. The coding region runs from base 1 to 3039 and encodes 1012 amino acids. NCBI's taxonomy places the organism in Eukaryota, Fungi, Ascomycota, Sordariomycetes, Sordariales, Chaetomiaceae. The transcript has a single exon. Gene Ontology annotation, biological process: transcription by RNA polymerase III.